AUGAACGGCACUUCAUCCACAGGAAAGAAGAAGAGACUUGUGUGGGUUUGUGAUAACUGCAAGGAGUUCAAGCACGAAGAUUGUGACAUUGUGACAAGACACGAAGAGCAGUGCAAGGGACCUUUUUGCCCUACAGCAAUGGAAAACCCAUCCGCUGAUGAUGGCAAGAAAAAUGAGCAGGAGGAGCUGAAAGAAACAGAGAAACCCAGUGCUUCUACUACAACAUGUACGGAUGAUACUGGUGGCGACAAUGAUUCGACUGGAAGCAAGAGAAAGAGAAUCAACUCGUCGGCUGAAAAAGAAGAGAAUUUGGAAACCAACCAGGCUACUAUUAAUAGUCGGACAAUGACACGGAAACUUCGAUCGUCCUCAGCCAGAAGCACCAACAGCAGCACCACCACCACAGAAGAGUCGACUGAUGAUGAAAACCGGGGGAAGAAAUCUACUGGGAAAAACAACAGCAAUGGUAAAAAGAGGGAAAGAAGCGACAAGUCUAAGCAAAGAUCAACGUCUGGAAAGGACAAUGACGACACCACAGCAGAGGACCUCAAGAAGAAACGGCAAAAGAAACCAGCCAAGUUAGCCAGUAUCUUCAAUCCUGCUUCUUCAGGAGACACUGCCACUAUUAAUAAUACCACUAGGUCCAGAAAUGGAACCAAAAACACCAACAAGAACAGCACUAUCAACAACAAAAAGGUUCUCAAGGAGAACAACGGCAAGGACCUUAAGAAGAAACCCACAAACAAAAAGAAUGCUCUGGAGUUGUUGUCACAAAGCAGCAGUAGUGAAAAUUCAAACCAAUCCACCAAACGAAAACCACCAGCCAACAAGGAAAAAACAAAAACAACGCAAAAUUCCAAAUCCGCUUCUUCAUCCACAGUAGCAGCAUCCAAAAAGCAAAAGACAACCAACACCAAAAACAGCAAUGCGUCACUGGCCGCCAUUUUUCAGUCACAACGCACCAAAGGUGACAAACCCAUGGAUGAAAAGGCACUCAUGGCAGAACAACGGGCUGUCGAGUUUCAAGCCAAAAUGACCAAACGACGAGAAAUGGAAAGGGAACAGCAACGAAAGCGGGAAGAACUCUUCUUUUCCAAAAAGAAACCAGCUGCUGGCGGCGUCACUGUAGCAGCUACUAGAACCACCGCCAGCCGCAUGUACCCUUGUCCAAGAUUUCCAGUGCCAUCCUUUGUGUUUCCCAGUCAACAACAAGACAAAACAACCAACAACGACAAUGAUCAAUCCACAAGCAAGAAAACAGUGUCCAAGGAAAUGCUUCAACAGGCUCAACUUGCACUUCAGAAGGCAAUGCAUUGUCUUCACUCCAAAACAGAGGAAGCUGAAAGCUCAUCGCCCUGGGAGUGGACCUACUCAUUGCCGUCAGCAGCAACCAUGACUGCAGAUGACUUUGACGCAGAGCUAGCCAAAAUCCUGGCGAGUGCAGGAGCACCGGGUGUGUCAAAAGCAAGUGGUCAAUCGUCGCUUUGGGCGGAGACAUACUACUCUUUGGUCAAUCUUGACGACAUUUGUGGGCAGCAGAAUCAACUGGUCGCCAACGAUCUGGUGGCGUUUGUCAGAGACUGGAUGGUACACCGACAAGAUGCCCAUGAACGCAUGGCCGAACGACAAAGGGCUUUGCAAAAGAAACGACGAGCCACAAAAAAGAAAAAGUCCACCAAGUAUGCGGACGAUGAGGACCUGUGGUCUGAUUCCGACAAUGAAGAUGGUCUGGCACGACUUUGUCUCAUUGAUGGGCCUGUGGGAACCUGCAAGUCGGCUUUGGUCCAUGCCGUAGCACGCCAUUGUGGUUGUCAGAUAAUUGAGCUGAAUACAUCUGAUAAACGCGGCAGCGCUGAUCUUCGAAAGGCAUUGGAAGAAGCAACCAGGAGCCAUUCUUCGCUCGCGAUGCUCAAGAAACAACAAACCAACUUUUUUGCCAAGCAGGAGUUGGUCGACAGCGAUGAUGAGAAUGACGACGACGCCAAUAGCGAUUGUGAUAGCGACGGAGAAGUGCAACCCAAAAAGAAGGGAACCUCUUUGACCAUGAUACUGAUUGACGAAGCUGAUAUCACUUUCGAGACUGGCGGAGACUCUGCAUUUUGGUCCGCCUUGAAUGACCUGGCUCGGAAAGCGCAGUGCCCCAUCUUUUUGACUUCAAAUCGUGUCCCAAGGGAGCUGGACUCUAUGUUGUACAAAUAUGUGGCCACUUCACGACCAUCUCCUACAGAGUGCGCAAAAGAAUUGAAGCGUUUUCUAACUGAAGAAAGCAUUUUGCCCAAAGAAGUGAAUGUCGAUGUCCUGAAUGGUCUAGCCCUGCUUGCCGAGCUGUGUGACUGCGAUCUACGUCGUAUCCUACAUCGGCUCCAGCUCUUUUGUUCCGCCAAAUCAAAAGUGACGACAAGAGAUGAACAAUCAACACCAGCGUCCACCACCAUAGAAAGGGAUUCAACUCAGGACCAGGCUGUCAACAUCGUAAAAGUUUCACCAAGACAGAUCUCCUCUGAAACCGAAACGCUACUCACCAUCAGGGGCAAGAACUUUUGCAGGCUCAAGAGUCACGCGACAAAACAACCUGAAGUACAAGUGUUCGUUGGAGAGCAGCUCUGCCCAGUGGCCAAGAUUGUAGACGAUAAAACCAUCCUGGCGGUGUGCCCAGCUCUUGUUCGGGAUGCCAAUGUCGACAAGUAUGGGUUGAGGAGUGUAUCCAAGUAUGUCAAACAUCAAAGCUUGGGUUCUUGCUACUCGCCAGUCUCCUUGCACUCCUUGCAUCCAAGUGGAUCUGGCCACGUUGCCUCUUCGCAUGUUUUCUCGCACACCUUGGUGGACGGUACAACCGUCAGUGCCCUGAUACCUUAUAAUGUGGAGUGGUUGUUUCCAGAGGAAGAGGAUGAAAGUGAUGUUGAAUUUGAUGACGCCUAUCAUCAACACGCUGCCCGUCCAUCCUGUCUCUUGAAGAGGAAAGCGGUUGCUUCAACCGACACUGACAAAGCCCAUCGUAUGCUCGAGGCUGCCCUUGAGGAAUGGGGACCCGACGCCGUGGACGAGGUCAGCACGAAAGCAGCGUCUGCCAAAGGCUUUGGCAACACAGACAUUGCAAUCCAAAGCCAAUGCGAGUUGGAUUCACUAGCAAAGGAUCUGGAGCUUGCCAGUGAUGCCUCGCUUCUCGAUGACUUCUGCGGGCUUCCGUUCCUAUCGGGGGCUACGCCUGGCUUUGGAUAUCAAUUCACGCCGGAAGGUUCCGAGUCCAAUUUUUCCUCGACAUCAUUGAAACUACAUGGCAAUUCUACUCAUUGCAGCGAAGAAAGAUUGCUGUUUUCCGGGUACAAGGACACUGCUGCUUUCUACGGGGAUAGCGAUGCCUGGAUGUCGAACCCAACGAGCGCCAGGGAUCGCGAGUUGAUUAGGACUUCUUUAGGUGCACGCUUUGCUGACGCUGCAUCGACAUCGGCAUCUGCGGUGCAACAGGAGGACGAGGAGGAUGUGGACGACUUGACGCUGUGGUCCCCUCCCUGUUCUACGGAUGUUGACGAAGAUGCCUUUCUUCUCCGGCCGAUUCCAGCUCCUCUUCAAUUUUUGCCCGCCCUGCUCCUAGAAACACAGCAAUCUGCAGUCUGCCGUCAUGUGAGAGGAAGCGUCUUCUUGCAACGGCGCGUGGAAGAAAGCUCAAGCGCACAGCUAGACGCCAUCAAUGUGGUGUGCACUCAUGAUGCUCAUGUGCGCAUGCGUUACAAGGGUUUGCAUGAUGCGAACCUGAGCCUUGACUACAUCCCCAUUCUGCGGAUGAUGGCAGUCUUCGAGCGGGCGAUAUUGAGCAUAGAGGACAACGAACCCGCGAACAUGCCACGACGAAGGACACGGCGAUCGAACAAAGGACGUAGCCAUUACUUGGAAUCGCUGAACAAGAUUAUCACGUGGGGCGAAGAAGGCGUCCCUUCAGCCUCUGAAGCUGGGGAACGUCUUGCAAAGUCCUUCUUACAGUACCAGUACGGGACUACCGGUACACUAUCGGUUUCUUCCGACUUUGGACUCUAG
Molecule: messenger RNA, 4032 nt
Organism: Seminavis robusta
Lineage: Eukaryota; Bacillariophyta; Bacillariophyceae; Naviculales; Naviculaceae
Source: the annotation of a GenBank genome assembly